Molecule: messenger RNA, 1446 nt
Organism: Amblyraja radiata (thorny skate)
Lineage: Eukaryota; Metazoa; Chordata; Chondrichthyes; Rajiformes; Rajidae
Product: hyaluronidase-like
Exons: 3
Coding region: 1-1446 (481 amino acids)
Biological process (GO): hyaluronan catabolic process; carbohydrate metabolic process
Cellular component (GO): cytoplasmic vesicle
Molecular function (GO): hyalurononglucosaminidase activity
Source: RefSeq, a predicted model, not a curated record
AUGGCCUGGACGUGGUGUGACCGAGGGCGGCUGCCCGCACCCUACCCCGUCUAUGCCGCCCUCUGUUUGCUGUCGCUCACCUCCGUGGGCCAGGGCCUAUCCCGCAAACCGGCCAUCCCCCCGCUAGUGAAUGGGCAACCCUUCCAGGUCUACUGGAACGUGCCCACGUCGCACUGCAGCACCCACAGAGGCGUCGACCUGCACUUGGACGACUUUGGUAUUAUAACCAAUAGAAAUGAGAUGUUCAUUGGAGAGAAACACACGAUAUUUUAUUCUGGGCGGUUGGGAAUUUAUCCAACUUAUCAUAGUGGGGAUCCCGAAAAUGGGGGGCUCCCCCAGAACAUGAGCCUGCAGGACCACUUGCUUCAGGCCAGGGUAGACAUCGACAACUUUUUAGCCCAGGACUACCAGGGGUUGGCGGUGAUAGACUGGGAGGAUUGGCGCCCCCUGUACGCAAGGAACUGGGGCGCCAAGAGAGUCUACCAGACAAAAUCACAGGAGCUUGUCCGGGGGAGGAACCCCCAAUGGAACCAAACCCAUAUCGAAGCUGAAGCUAAGAAGGAGUUUGACCAGGCGGCUAGAAUCUACAUGAGGUCUUCCCUGAGGCUGGGCCAGUCGAUGCGACCGAAGGCCUACUGGGGAUUUUACCUCUUCCCGGAUUGCUACAACUACCACUUCAGGGAUGAGUUCCCCACGUACGACGGCCAAUGCCCAGACAUCGAGAUCAAUCGUAACAAUGAGCUGACGUGGAUGUGGACUCAGAGCUCUGCCCUCUUCCCGUCCGUCUACCUGGAGGAGAAGCUCAAGUCGGAGCGCGGUCAACGCGGCAAACUCUUCGCCAGAUACCGGAUACGGGAAGCCGUGCGUGUGGCUUUGCUGACCGAAGAGCAAUAUACUCCGCCCAUCUUCCUCUACUGCCGCUCCCACUUCAUCGACAGCAACACCCUCACGCCCCUCAAUGAGAUUGAUCUGGUCCGCACUCUGGGCGAGAGCGCAUCGAUGGGGGUGAGCGGAGCCAUUCUGUGGGGGUCCACCGACUUCUCCAGAACCACGGAAAACUGCCAGGCCGUGAAGGACCAGGUGCAUAAUGUGUUGGGGCCGUACAUCCUGAACCUGACCGCGGGUGUGCGGUUCUGCAGCCGGACGCUGUGCUCCAACCACGGCCGCUGCUACCGCCGCAACGCCGACGAGGAUGUUUUCCUGCACUUGAACAGCCAGUCGUCCCGCAUCGUGAAGCGCAACCGGCGCACCAACAAGUUUCGCAUCAGGGGCCGGCCCAGUCCGUCGGACAGGAGGAAUUACAGAGCCCACUUCCAGUGUCAGUGUUACCGGGGCUGGAACGGCACCCGAUGCACCCGCCACGGAAAGUCCAUCGACUCCUGCCGUGCCAACACCUCCCCGCUCACACUUGUCCUCGUCUUGCUCCUGAGCCUUCUUCUCAUAUGA